Messenger RNA from Aspergillus alliaceus, 1413 nucleotides. Its product is annotated as major facilitator superfamily domain-containing protein. The transcript has 8 exons. Bases 1 to 1413 code for a protein of 470 amino acids. Lineage: Eukaryota; Fungi; Ascomycota; Eurotiomycetes; Eurotiales; Aspergillaceae. Gene Ontology annotation, biological process: transmembrane transport; dipeptide transport; allantoate transport. The record is from RefSeq and is a predicted model, not a curated record. Gene Ontology annotation, molecular function: allantoate transmembrane transporter activity; dipeptide transmembrane transporter activity. Gene Ontology annotation, cellular component: plasma membrane.
AUGGAGUCUAAGAAAGCUGAAGUCACUACUUCCAACGGUCCAGCGAUGGACGCGGAGGGUGCCAAACACUCCCAUGGAUACGACGACGCCAUGGAUGUCUUUGGCGGGGAGAAUGGAGAGACUACCGUCGAAUUUACAGACAAGGAGGCUUCCCGCGUCCGCUGGAAGAUUGACCUGAUCAUUGUCCCAAUGAUGACUGUGAGCUAUAUCCUUUCUUUUAUCGACAAAGGCAUUCUCUCCACUGCCGCCGUGUAUGGAAUGAGGUCCGAUCUGAACCUGAAGGGGCAGCAAUAUAGCUGGACAUCGUCGAUCUUUUAUUUCGGGUACCUUUUAUGGCAAUAUCCGAACUCGAUUUUCAUGCAAAAGCUUCCCAUUGGCAGGUGGAUAGGAUCAAUGAUAUUCAUGUGGGGGCUCACUGUCGCGACGCAUGCCGCGUCAACCAAUUUUGCUACCCUUGCCGUGAAUCGAUUUUUUCUAGGCCUCUUCGAGGCUUCCAACAAUCCGGCAUUCACCCUCCUGGUGAGCCAGUACUUUACCAAAAACGAGCACGCUCUUCGUUCAUGCAUAUGGUGGGCUGGAGGGCCCAUUGGUGCGUUCAUUGGUGAUGGUGUUUCGAACGGUAUUGGGCAUUUACAUGGGAAGCUGGGGCAAUGGCAGGUGCUUCAUAACCAUGCCGGUCUUCAAAAUCGCCAGUAUAAGCUUUAUCAAGCAAAGGAAGCCCUCCGGGAUCCCCAAGCGUGGAUGUUGUUUUCUAUUGUAUUUUUACAAUGUAUACCUGGAGGUGGGUUGAACGCAUUCAACAAGAUCAUCCUUACCGGCCUCGGCUUCUCCAGCGUGGAGUCCACCGUCGUCGCCAUGCCCGAACAUGCUGUCCAACUUGUCAGCGUGCUGCUUUCGGGUAUCGUGUGUUCGUGGCUUGGUAAAGGACGAUGCGUUGCUAUGAUACUCAGCAACGUGUGUGUCCUCGUGGGGAGUGUUUUACUUUACACCUUACCAACAGACCGCAAAAUGUCUCGUCUAGGUGCAGUAUAUGCGCUGCUUACCUGUACGGUGUCAUAUAUUAUGUGCAUGUCUCUUAUAUCUUCAAACAUUGCUGGCUUUACGAAGAAAAUGACAGUCAGUGUUAUGGUCUUCGUCGGCUACUGCAUAGGCCAGAUUAUCACACCCCAAUUCUUCAUUACGAAAGAAUCACCGCAUUUCCCAACUGGUUUCCGUGCAUACUUCGUCACUUCAUCCAUGAUGAUUGCUGUGGAAGCGGCUCUGAUGUUCUAUUUGCUCAACGAGAACAGGCGUCGGGAUAAACGUGCAGUCGAGGCGAAUGUCUCGCAGGAGGGCAACGAGCAUCGUAUCCUGGAGACAGACCUAAUGGAUCUGACUGAUUGGGAGCGGGCUGAGUUCAGAUAUGCCUGGUAG